AUGCUCCAAACACCACGCAGGAGUUGUCGUAAGAGUAUUAAGCCACCCCAGGAUUACGAUGAUAUUGUAAAGCAGUCCGCAAGGCGAUCCGCUAGGAAGAAACUAAACUCAUUUGAUGAAAACAAUGAGGAAAAUGAGAAUGACCACGAUGAAGAACAUCCCAAGUGGACGGCAGCAAGUGUUGGUAGAUCUUCAACGAAACGUACACGAAAAUCUAGACGCAACACCAACAACACAGGUCGUGGUAAGAGGAAUUUAAAUGAAACUGCAUUGGAGGAACCAAGUGGAGGCGGCGGCGGUGCUCAUGUUUCUUCACAUGCAUUUGAAGAAAACAAUGAUGCAACUGUACAAGUCAAAGAGGAGAAGGAGACUGAAGAUUUGACCACUUCCGAGGUGAUGGUACAUACUGUACAUGAAGAUAUUGAGAAGAAGGAGAAUGCUUUGGGUUCCGCUGUCAAGGAAGAAGAGAAGGAAGAUGUAUGCGUUAGCAAUGAAGAACGCCCAGAGGAGCAUGUUGUUGACGAUGAGAUUAAUUUAAUACAAAACGAAGAUGAGCAUGAAAAGUGCCAGUUAAAGGAAGAGGAAACUACUGGAGAAGAAGAAGAAGAAGUAAUCUGUUUAAUAGAAGAUGAUCCAGAAGAAAAAGCAGAAGAUAAAAUAACUCAAAUGCAGAAUGAAGAUAAACAUGCUGAUGAUGAAGAUAUCCAAUUGAUACAAGAAGAAGAGGAGGAGGAAAAUAUUGUUAAGGAAUUGAAAGAAGAACCAGAGGAUAAGUUAAACGAUAUUCCACCAUUAAAAAUGGAAGAGGAAGAUGAUAUCAAUGUCCCAGACGAAGAAGAAGAUGGCAAGGACAUAUCAAUGAUAUCCAUUAAAGAUGAUUCCAUUAUUGAAGAAAUAAAAAAAGAGAAACAAACUGAGAAAAAAGAGGAAGAAACGCCACACUUGAAAACCCAAAUUGAGCAGGAAGUGGAUGAAAAACCAAGCUUAGAAAAUGACUCCUUUGGUUCUUAUUUGAAAUCAAAAGAAAUUGAUAUGGAUGAUUUGGGUUUAAAUCCCAUCAAUGAUGAUGAUGAAACAGAUGCAGUAUCGUCCAUUAAACAAGAGGUGAAAAAGUCAGAAUAUGAAAUUUUGGCAUCUGCCGAACAGCCAGAGGAAAUGCCUUCACUAAUUCUCUGUGAUGAUGAUGAUGAAGGGGAGGAGGUGGUGGAAGGUAAUGAGAAAUCUCAAAAAGAAAGUGCUAACCUAAAUGAAACUUACGAUGCUGAAGAUAAAGUUGUUAUUAAUGAAGGCGGCAUCCAAACAACUAAUGCAGCUAAAGAAGACACAUUGGCAAAUGACACUAUCGAUAAAGGUAGUGAUUUUGCAAUUUCUACCGAAUCUACAGAAAUGGAUAAACUUCAAUUAUCUGAUGAUGAAGAGGAGGAUGAAUUGGGACCGGCGAAGAAAAAACCGAAAGUUAUGUUUAGCAAUCAAAUUCCAUCAUCACCCUCAACACCCAAACAAUCGAGAAUGCCUGUUCGGCAUUUAACACCGUAUCGCACUAAAAGCGAUAGUAAACCUAAAUCGGAACCGCAACAACUGCAUGGUAGUGGCAAAAAAUUACCUUUAAAGAAGGAAAACUUAAAUUUCAGUACAUCUGAACUAACAACCAUGACUCCAAGAGAUAUUGUCUUAAGAGGUAUACGUAAGCGUUCGCUGUCCGUAUGUUUGGGAUCGGCGUCGGCCGCACCUAAGCUUACCAGAAAUGUAACUACAAGACGUAAACGUUCAUAUUCCUUUGAUGACUCGACAAUGUCAAAGUCUAUUUGUGUUACAUCAAGACUACCACGUCCAUUGGCAAAUCAAAAGCAAUUCCUUAAUUCUACAACAACCUCGACAUCAUCAUCGUCGUCCUCUUCAAGUAUGAUAAAGCCAACACGCACAAAAUUACCAAAUUUUGCUGCAAUACAUCAGAAACAGUUCCAAAAAAUGGAAAAUUUAGCUGAUCAUGUGGCUCGCAAACAGGAAAGAUCUAAAAUUCUGAUCAACUCAAACAGCAAAACAAGACCAGCAUCUGCUCAGAAAAGUUUUAGCACAUCAAUGAAAAAUAACAACACCAAUCCGAAUGAAAAACCUAAAGCUUUAAAGCGCAUCGAUAUGACAUCAUCACAAAGUCAAACUCAAAAUAAGCAGGCAGCAAAUACUUCUAUCAAUGUUGCCAGGAAAAUACCAAUUGCAAAUAAUCAAAAUAAAAAUCCGUCAACAGAGAAAAUUACAACAUCUUCUAAUUUACCCGAUCCCAGAGAUGAUAAGCAUAUAACUAUGAAGCCAAAAUAUGCAACAACUACUACCAACACCAACAGCAGCGGCAGCGUGAUGCCUAAAAAACAUUUGCAACCAACACAAUCGUUUAAUGUAUCAACAAAUGCCAAUUCGUUUUCGUUUAAACCAAAGCCAACAUUUAAUUUGUCCACACAAGUAGCCGGCGUUAGUACAGCAUCAAGUCGAUUGGCGGCCAAUACAUCUAUUGUGCAAAAGAAACCAACAACAACCGCUGCUGGUCUUAGCAAUCAGGAUAAGAUGGCUUCACGUUUACAGCGUCAUAUUGAUAUGUUUAAGGGACGUGUUCCGGCUGCACGCGCUGGUGUCGCUUCACGUAAAAAUGAGGCAGCUAUUAAGGGCGUUCGUUCGAAUCGUCGCUUUGAAUUGCAAAUGCAACACAGAAAGAAUAUUGAAAAUUAA
This is a messenger RNA of Musca vetustissima, 2721 nucleotides long. RefSeq names its product FK506-binding protein 5-like. The transcript has 4 exons. The record is from RefSeq and is a predicted model, not a curated record. Lineage: Eukaryota; Metazoa; Arthropoda; Insecta; Diptera; Muscidae. The coding region runs from base 1 to 2721 and encodes 906 amino acids.